Molecule: messenger RNA, 1976 nt
Organism: Cucumis melo (muskmelon)
Lineage: Eukaryota; Viridiplantae; Streptophyta; Magnoliopsida; Cucurbitales; Cucurbitaceae
Product: probable acyl-[acyl-carrier-protein]--UDP-N-acetylglucosamine O-acyltransferase, mitochondrial
Exons: 11
Coding region: 149-1156 (335 amino acids)
Biological process (GO): lipid biosynthetic process
Molecular function (GO): acyl-[acyl-carrier-protein]-UDP-N-acetylglucosamine O-acyltransferase activity
Source: RefSeq, a predicted model, not a curated record
GGAGAAAGAUUUUCUAGACGUUGAUCUUACGAACCACUGUAUCGGACGUAGGUUAUAUAAUCCAACGUUUUCUUCGUUGAGUCUCCGGCGACCGUUUCUGCGUCAGAGAGGACCCAAUACUCCCUCCGCCACUCUCAAUUUCCCGCCGAUGCAUUCGCUAUUCAAACCUCGCCUUUCAUUUUGCUCCCUCAAUCACUUCUAUCGCUCCUCAACUUUCAUUUCGGGAGACGCAACAUCAGGCACUACAGUUGGAAGAAGCUCUACAUUCAUCCAUCCAACUGCUAUCGUACAUCCAAAUGCUGUUAUUGGCGAGCAGGAUGGGUAUAUUGGUCCAUUCUGUACUGUGGGAGCCUUUGCAAAGCUGGGAAAUGGUUGCCAAUUGCAUCCUGGGAGCCACAUUUUUGGGAGCACAGAAUUAGGGGACCGAUGUGUCUUGAUGACUGGCGCUAUAGUUGGUGAGGACAUUCCUGGUCGCACAGUCAUUGGGUGUAAUAACAAAAUAGGUCACCAUGCAGUGGUUGGCAUUAGAUGUCAAGACAUGAAAUAUAAGCCAGGGGAUGAAUGUUUUGUUGAUAUUGGAAAUAACAAUGACAUAAGAGAGCACUCAUCAGUCCAUCGAUCUUCGAAGUCCAGUGAUGUGACAGCUAUUGGUGAUAACAAUCUCAUCAUGGGUUCCUGUCAUAUUGCUCAUGAUUGCAAGAUUGGUAACAACAAUAUUUUUGCAAAUAAUACUCUUUUAGCCGGCCACGUGGUGGUGGAGGACUAUGUUCAUACAGGAGGCACCACUGCAGUUCAUCAAUUCUGUCAUGUUGGUUCUUUCUCAUUUGUUGCUGCGGGUUCAAUGGUUUCACAAGAUGUCCCCAAAUAUAUGAUGGUGGGGGGAGAAAGACCAGAACUACGUGGUUUAAAUCUAGAGGGACUUCGGCGCAAUGGAUUCACAGUGGAAGAGAUCAUUGGCUUGAGAUCUGCAUACAGGAAGAUAUUCAUGUCUGCUGAUGCAAAUUCUGAAGGGUUGGAAGAACGUCUCAACGAAGUGGAACAGCAUGAAAAAUUGGCUCGCAUAUCUUCAGUUCGUUCCAUGAUUCAGUCAAUUCGUGCGUCGUUUGAACAAAAUCGUCGGGGCAUUUGCAAAUUCAGACUAUGGAGUAGCUCUUAAGUAAGAAUGUGCUCACCUGUCUAAUAAAAAAGCUAUUUUCCCUUCCUGAGCACACUUACAAAUUAUUCUCUACCUUGUUCCUGAAUAUAGAGGCAACAAUUUAGACCGUUUGAUCUAUAGACGAUUUGAUCCUAAUCAUGCAAUUAAUCUUCUAAUUAUCAAGCAUCGGUUUUGAAGUUUCACUUUGAAAAAUGAAUCAGGGCGCAUGAGCUCUUGGGAAAAAAUACUUGCACUUGUUAUAGAUGUUAGUUUUCUCUUCUGGUGUCGUAGUUUUUACAAUUUUGCUCUAACAGUUGCUGCCUGAUUAUUAUUGUCUCCACCAGAUACUGUUAAUUGGUGGAGUAUUCAAGAGUUGUAUGACAUUUGUAAGAUCGUUAAGGUCAGCUCCUUGAAACAUGGAAAUGAAAAGGAAAGAAAACUCUUCAGCUUGACCUACCAGAGGUUCUCUUUUAGGUAAUCCAAAACAAUAUUUCCAAGUUAACGCAGCCUCUGACUUUGAAAGUUGUUUUCAAGAAAAAAGAAGUUAACCUACAAGCCUAGUUUGUCCUAGGUUUCAAUACGUUACUGAUUUACUUCUUAAAUUUUGAGUUCGGUUGCAAUUUAGGUUCCAAAAUAUUAUAAUUUUACCUUCGAUAUAUGUUUGAAUUUGGUUAUAAGGUUUCAAGAUGCGCACUUUUAGAGUUUGUUUGGUUCAGUAGUUUGGAAGUAGGAUUUGGAAAGUCAAAGUUGUGAAUUUCAUCCCUUGUUUAGUCCAAGAAGUUCGUGGACUCUAGGAGUUCAUGACUCUAUAUUUCGUAACUCAUAGUUUUUCAUUGUUUCA